AUGAUGCUGGCAACGACAACAUUUCUUCCAACCGUGGUUGCGCUACUCUCCAGAGCUCCAGCCAGUCCUGUACUGUCCCUAUACCUAAAACUCAGCUCUGGGAUGUACCUCCACUUCCCGUCUGAGCUAGAACCCACCAGCCCACAUUCUACACCUUUUACCACGAGGCAGUGGAGGCUCACAGGGGUUUUAAGUAGUAAAAUACCAGUGGGACUGGGACAGGAACCCAGUACUUCCCAUGUCCGAAUGCGAGAGCGGUAA
Messenger RNA from Pyricularia pennisetigena, 261 nucleotides. RefSeq lists its product as uncharacterized. The transcript has a single exon. The record is from RefSeq and is a predicted model, not a curated record. Lineage: Eukaryota; Fungi; Ascomycota; Sordariomycetes; Magnaporthales; Pyriculariaceae. The coding region runs from base 1 to 261 and encodes 86 amino acids.